Messenger RNA from Nothoprocta perdicaria, 1824 nucleotides. RefSeq lists its product as uncharacterized. The record is from RefSeq and is a predicted model, not a curated record. NCBI's taxonomy places the organism in Eukaryota, Metazoa, Chordata, Aves, Tinamiformes, Tinamidae. The transcript is spliced from 9 exons. Bases 38 to 988 code for a protein of 316 amino acids.
CGCCAUGUAGGCGCCGUUACCGGAGCCCGAGGGCAAUAUGGAGGCAGCCGGCGACAGCGACGCCGCGGAGCCUCCUCGGCCCAACCUCGAGCCCCGGCACCGCGAGCUCAUCCCCACCCCCUGCGGGCCCAUAAAGCCUUGUUCAGAGCUGUCGUUUCCUGUCAAGAUCUACUUCUGUGUGACUAUUUUGUCUCUGCUGAGUGUAAUAGGGCUCACCAUAGAGACACUCAUUCAGCAAACUGAGGAAAAUUUCACCAUUUCUUUUAUACAGUUAGUUGGAGUUGUGUUCUGUGUAUAUUACGUGACUAGAGGAAUCCUGCAGGAGAAUCGCCAGGAACUUGUCGUCUUUGUUCUUUCUAUCUUGCUAGUGAUGUUUCGUUCCAUUAUCAACUUCGCAGUUCUUUCAGAUGAACAGAAGCCAAAACUCCUGGCCCGCUUCAUCCUGAUUCUCCUGGUUGGCUCCUUCGAUGUGAUCUGUGCCCUCAUCCUCAUUCAGAGUGAAAGCAUGAUGGCCUUCCGUGUGGGCGGCGCUCUCGAAAGCCUGCAGUCACAGUACUUCAUGCUGAAUCUCUGUUUUUCCAUGUUGACCUUUGAUCUUCAGGCACAGCUCUGCUUGUGUAUUGUGCUGACAAGCCUGCGUGAAACCACCCUUCUCCACACCAUCCUCUCAGCAACAGGAGUGCUCUGGGCAUGCCUCAAAGUGACCAUUAGCAUCAUCGCAAUUCUAAAAGAACUGAAACCUCUGGUGUGGAUUUUUCUAAGCCAGAAUGUACCUGAAGUUGUUUUUCUCAUCUACCUGCUUUAUAUGGUAGUAACAGAGUGGGGCAAAGGAAAUUCUUAUACUCUGGAAGCUGCUGUCAUUACUGGUACCUGCAUUUCUGUUGCAAUAAAAUGUGUUUUGCUUUGGGCAUUGAUUCAUGUCUACCGCAGCUUUGGACAAGGGCUGAGAGAAAGAAUGUUUUCUUCCUAUGGAAGGAUUGACUCCUGAGCAUUCCCUCUGUGGUUGAUCUGCAGCUCUCAGCGUGAAACUCUGAAGUUUCUCCAUAAGUGGGAAAGUUCUGAUCAUGCACUUGCAUUCAGAAUACAAAAAAAAAAAAGGGGUCAUUUUUGCUGAGAUGGGAGAAAUUGUUUGGAAAAGCUAUCCCAAAAGGGGGCAAAGAGACUCAACUUUUUGAUAUUACAAAAUCAUUGUUCAACAUCUAUACAUUUUUAUACAUGGUUUCAUACAUGGUUUAUACUGUGCUUGGAAACUACAGCAGUGUAGCUAGUAACCUAGCUUAAAAGCAAAGUACACUCUAGAACUUAACAAUAAUCCUCUCCUUCAGUAUGUCUUGCUGACAGAACAAGAUGUCUUUCACCAUUUUCCUUAAUAAUGUUUUGCAGCUGCAGGAGAUUCAUGAGUGGGAAGUAACAUAAGUGCUGGUUUAAUCAGUCCACCAACAUAAUGAAGACAAUUUGCACAGCAGUCUUUUUUUUUUUUUCCUACUGGCUCUUGAAGUAGAUUGCCCUGCUGUCAUUUCACCACAGCUGUGCUGCUGAACAGAGGUUACUAGAGCAUAACCCAAGCAAAGUGAGAGGCUUUUCAUAAGCCUCUAAGUUGUUUUGAUUCCCCAGUCUGCACCCUCACAGAAUACUUAGGGUUUUUUCCUUUUUUUCUUUUUUUAAUCCCAACUAUACAUUAGAUCUAUGUAGUUUAAUCUUAUGUUCUGACUCUGAAAAUGGAUCUAACUGAUGUGCCAUUUCAUGUCCAGUGGUGAUUCUUAGAAAAAAAAAUUACAAGUUUCUUAUUUUACUAGUUGCAAGCAUUUUUACUGACUGUGUAUU